AUGAUUGGAGAGUUGAAGAGAUACAAAUUCGAACUUGCUUACUCUGAAACUCUUGAUUUUUGCGCUCCUGGUAUAUUUGAGAUACUUAACAUAAAGAAUAUUGUACUUCUAUCGGCAUCAGGAGCAGUGCCGCGCAUGUAUGAAGUGGCUGGACUAAGCGACAUUCCCAGUUUUAUUCCAGGUUUUGUAACCCCAUUUUCGGAUGAUAUGACUUUUAUGGAAAGAUUAACGAAUUUCAAAUUAAACAUCCAAUUUAAGCAUCUGAACAACAAAUGGGACACGAGAUUCGAGAAAUUGUUCAACUCGAAGUUCCCUGCGUUUCCUACAUUGCAAGAAAUCUAUUUUAAGAAGACAGCGUUGAUUAUGAUUAAUGUCCACGAAUUUGCCGAAACUCCUCGUCCUAGAUCGAACAUGAUUAGAUACAUUGGGGGAUCAGCUUUGGCUCAACCAAAACCUUUGGAAAAAGAAUUGGAUAAUUUGCUGAAUAAACGGAAUAAAACCGUCUUAUUCUCAAUGGGAUCUGUAGCGCGAUCAAUGGAUAUGCCAGUGUGGAUGAAGAAUGAUAUCAUAGAGACAUUCGACUCAUUUCCUGAGGUAACAUUUAUUUGGAAGUACGAAGGUGACGAUAUCGGUUUCAAAUCUCAUCCAAAUAUCUACCCACUAAAAUGGAUCCCACAAAUUGAUCUUUUAGCAGACAAACGACUUUCUCUUUUUGUCACACAUGGUGGGAUGAAUUCACUUUUGGAAGCGAUGUUUCAUGGAAAACCGGUAAUUGUGGUGCCAUUAUUUGGUGAUCAGCAAUAUAACUCAAAGAUUAUCCAAAAAAGAGGUAUUGGAAUUAUUGUCGAGAAAAACAAGCUCAAUAAGGAAACGUUAACGGAAGCGAUACAGAGAAUGCUAGAUAAUAAAAAAAUCACACGAGAAGCAGCUUUUGUUGCAACGAUGCUUAAAGGACGACCUCAGCAGUAUCGUGAAGAUAUCGCCAAAUGGGCGAAGUUUAUCAUUGAACACGGCAGAAUGGAUCACUUGAUUUUGCAUUCACGGAACAUGAGCUUCAUACAGUACUACUGCUUAGACGUCUUAGCUUUGCUCGCCACA
Messenger RNA from Strongylus vulgaris, 1098 nucleotides. The record is from the annotation of a GenBank genome assembly. Lineage: Eukaryota; Metazoa; Nematoda; Chromadorea; Rhabditida; Strongylidae.